ACAUUUUUGUUGGGGGUGUCAGUACCGAAUGGUCCAUACCACACGUGGUAAGCGUCACUCGCAAAGUGUAAAUGCAGUCACACAAACGUUUGCUUUUUGUCACUGUACCGUACACUGGCCACCUUUCUCGAACAGACACUGCGUCAAGGAUUUUUUUUUUUUCCAGUAAACAGUGAAAUUCUGCCCGUGUGGUGACCUGCAGCUGGGCCCUGUGGGAGUAUCGGGUGUCCUCACCUCCUUCUUCCCUCCUCCCUCUCCUUAUCACAGUCUUCCUCUCUUUCCAACUUACUCCAAGGGAUGGAGGGAUCUGCCCCGGAGACCCAAGGGCAAAGCGCCUGCGUCUCAAUUCGCAGUUGAAGUGAGGCGUGCUGGUGUUCUGAUGAUCAGAUUGACCUGGUUUUGAUGUUAGAAUCAGUUCCUUUUUCGGACUUUAGCACUGAGAAUAUUGUACACCUGGUACAUAUUCUCUUCCAAAUCUCUUCAUGACACUUUGACUCUUGUUUGGAUUUUAAGACACAAGACGGUGCUAGUUUAUCCCUCUACAAUGCCGGUCCGGAUCACUUGCACCAUCUCCUUUUCCGGAGAUGACGAAGACAGAGGUUAUGGCAAAAACGGUUUUGAGGAUCACUACAAAAGGGUCACCAGGGAUUACGGAGAAUCCCAGGAGUUCUUGGACGCUUGUAGUCAUACGGACACCUGCGAGGAAGAGGAGGACAGUACGGGGCAGGUGGAGGACCUGGCGACCUUCUUCAGUGGCUGCUCGCUUCACGGAGCCAACCAUGUGUUCGUGGAGAACACGAAGUUCGGCGUCCGGCAGAGUUUGUGGGCGGUGGUCUUUGUCCUGGCGCUGUCCGCCUUCUUGUUCCAAGUGGCCGACCGCGUCAUCUACUACCUCCAGUAUGACCACAUCACCAUGCUGGACGAGAAGGUGGCCAAAAACAUGACCUUCCCGGCCGUCACCUUGUGCAACUACAACUUUAUCCGCAAGUCGCAGAUAAGCAACAGCGAUCUGAUCUUCGUGGGGCCUCUGCUGGGCUUCGAGGAAGGCAUGGUGCCGGGGUUCCCGCUGGCCCCGGAGCCCGACCGCCUGCCGGGGUCUCGCUUCAGCCUGGACGAAUUCUACAACCGCACCCGGCACCGCAUCGAAGACAUUCUGCUGGAGUGCAACUUCAGAGGUUUGGAAUGUGGCCCGGAGAACUUUCGGGAGAUCUUCACACGUUAUGGAAAGUGCUACACCUUCAACUCGGGCCAGGACGGGCGGCCGCUGCUGUUGACGAUGAAGGGCGGCAUGGGUAACGGUCUGGAACUGAUGCUGGACAUCCAGCAGGACGAAUACUUGCCCGUGUGGGGAGAGACCGACGAGACGUCGUUCGAAGCCGGCAUCAAGGUUCAGAUCCACACGCAGGAGGAGCCACCGUUUAUCGAUCAGCUGGGCUUCGGGGUGGCGCCGGGCUUCCAGACCUUUGUCUCCUGCCAGGAACAACGGCUGACCUAUCUGCCGCCCCCGUGGGGAGACUGCAAGGCCACCCCGAUGGACUCGGACUUCUUCAGCACGUACAGCAUCACGGCAUGUCGCAUUGACUGCGAGACUCGCUACCUGGUGGAAAACUGCAACUGCAGGAUGGUCCACAUGCCCGGAGACGCGCCCUACUGCACUCCUGAGCAGUAUAAGGAGUGCGCAGAUCCAGCCUUGGACUUCCUCGUGGAGAGGGACAACGACUACUGCGUGUGCGAGACGCCGUGCAACUUGACGCGCUACGGGAAAGAGAUGUCGUUCGUCAAGAUCCCCAGCAAGGCGUCGGCCAAGUAUCUCGCCAAAAAGUUCAACAAGACGGAGCAGUACAUAGCGGACAACCUUCUGGUCCUGGAUAUCUUCUUUGAAGCCCUCAACUACGAGACUAUCGAACAAAAGAAGGCGUACGAGCUGGCGGGCCUCCUGGGUGACAUCGGAGGUCAGAUGGGCCUCUUCAUCGGGGCCAGCAUCCUCACCAUCCUCGAACUCUUCGAUUAUCUCUACGAGGUGAUCAAGUACAAGCUGUGCCGAUGCGUCAAGAAGAAACACAAAGGCCGCAGCAACAACGACCGGGGCACUGCGCUGAGUCUGGAUGAUGUGAAGCAUCAUGUCAGUAGACCAGAGGCUCCGUGCGACAACCUGCGCCCGCCGUCCACGUACUCGGGCAACAUGCUACCUCAUCACCCGGCCCAGGGCAACUUCGAAGACUUCACCUGCUGAGGUUUUGCGGAGAGAAGAGCGCACCCCAACACGUCCAUUUCACGCGGGACUCUCAUUUAUUCAUCCUUCUGGAGCACUGCCGGAACAGAGACCUCGACUCGGACCGUUCUUUCUCUCUCUCAUACGCACCCUU
Syngnathoides biaculeatus (alligator pipefish) is the source of this 2366-nucleotide messenger RNA. RefSeq names its product acid-sensing (proton-gated) ion channel 1b (gene asic1b). Bases 545 to 2233 code for a protein of 562 amino acids. Gene Ontology annotation, cellular component: membrane. NCBI's taxonomy places the organism in Eukaryota, Metazoa, Chordata, Actinopteri, Syngnathiformes, Syngnathidae. Gene Ontology annotation, biological process: sodium ion transmembrane transport. The record is from RefSeq and is a predicted model, not a curated record. The transcript is spliced from 11 exons.